CUUAGUAUCGACCUAUCGACUGUUCUCUCAUAUUGUACGCAGGCGCAACAGCUUGACAUGAUAUUUUGUUGCUUGCUAAAAGUUGCAAAUUUUAUAUUUUAGAGAUCGUACUUAUAUUUUGUUAAUCAUGGAUUACAAGGAUGAGCAACGCAAUGAAAUCGAAGCGUUGGAGUCAAUUUAUUGCGGGGAAUUGGAAAUUUUAGCGACAGAACCGUUUUAUACGUUUGCUAUACCGAUUAAAACGGAAGAAUACGAGACAGAAACUGACAAUGGUCUCAGUUGUCGGUUAGAAUUUACAUAUACGUCAAAGUAUCCAGAUGAACCAUUACUUAUAUCAAUCACGGAGCAGGAAAAUUUCGAGAAUGGCGAUGAUGAGAAAUUGAAGGCACAUUUGAUGGAACAAAUGAAUGAGAAUCUGGGCAUGGUGAUGGUUUUUACAUUAGUUAGCGCGGCUCAAGAAUGGCUUAAUGUACAGUGGGACAAGAUAAAAGUGAGGAGAGAAGAGACUGCUGCGAAAAAACAGAGAGAGGAAGAGGAAGCUGAAAGGAAACGAUUCGAGGGAACUCGUGUAACUGUGGAGUCUUUUCUGAGCUGGAAGGAGAAAUUUGAUGAAGAAAUGGGUUUUACAAAACGAAGAGAACUGGCAGACCGUGAGGGAAAAAAAUUAACAGGCAGAGAAUUAUUUAUGACCGAUAAAACAUUGGAUCAAUCAGAUCUUAAAUUCUUGGAUGACGGUGAUGCUGUAAAAGUAGAUGAAAGUUUAUUCCAAAAUCUAGAUGAUUUAGAUUUAGAAGAUGAUGAUGAUGACGACCCAGACUUUGAUCCAAAUAUCUCGGAUGAUAGUGCCUAAAUGGGUUUAAUUCAGUAGUCACUAAUGAACUGAUAUGUAGAACAAGUUAUAAAAAAAUUUACUAAAUUAUUACAAAAAGAAAGUAAAUAAAAAUAUAUAUUUGAAAAUAUAUUUUAAGUACUAGAAUUUCUCUUGUGAGCUGGAUAUAUUUAGUAGAAGAAAUGACAGUGAUAAAUGAACUGUGGUUGAGACAGAUAACAUAUUUCUUCAACCAAUAUUUCACUAACAGAUAAAAUUCACAACUGAAAAUAUUUAAA
Molecule: messenger RNA, 1107 nt
Organism: Camponotus floridanus (Florida carpenter ant)
Lineage: Eukaryota; Metazoa; Arthropoda; Insecta; Hymenoptera; Formicidae
Product: RWD domain-containing protein 1
Exons: 4
Coding region: 128-850 (240 amino acids)
Biological process (GO): cytoplasmic translation
Molecular function (GO): protein binding
Source: RefSeq, a predicted model, not a curated record